Messenger RNA from Colletotrichum truncatum, 1251 nucleotides. Its product is annotated as lipolytic enzyme. The record is from RefSeq and is a predicted model, not a curated record. Lineage: Eukaryota; Fungi; Ascomycota; Sordariomycetes; Glomerellales; Glomerellaceae.
AUGCGGCCUAUCUUUCUCGCCCUUCUCUGGGCAGUGUCUGUUGCCUCUGUCCCAACCAGUCAUCAUGUUCAGGAGCGACAGGAUGACAGCCACUGGGUUGUGACAUGGACUUCCAUGCCGCAAGAGGUUGAACAAAACAACGUCCCUCCCUCUCCAUUUAACGGAGGAAACGUUCAGUUCCGCGACGCAACCCUCCGUCAGACUUUUCACACCUCCAUCGGCGCAUCCCGCCUACGCGUGCAAGUUUCCAACACGUUCGGCGGCUCCGAUCUACCCAUAACAGCAGCAUCAUUGGCUUUGCCCCUCAACGGCGCUGCAGGAGUCUCGGGGAUAGACACAGCAACCCUCAAAGGCCUCACCUUCUCCGGUUCUCCAUCGGUUGUAAUCAAGCCAGGAACGGUGGCCUACUCGGACCCAAUUGACUUUAACGUUGCACCUCAGAGCAAUAUCGCUCUGAGUCUGUACACACAGCAGGGACAGUCGGGCACUCGCAUCACCGGACACCCAGGCAGUCGCACGACCUCGUGGAUCCAGAGUGGUAACAAAGUCAACGCAUCUUCUGUCGCAGGCACCAACACAAAACAUUGGUACUUCGCCAGUGCAAUCGAGGUUUGGGCACCCAAGAAAUCCUCGGCGUUGGUCAUCCUCGGUGACAGCAUCACCGAUGGACGAGGAAGUGACGAUGAUAAGAACAACCGAUGGCCCGAUCUUCUCCUCGCGCGUCUGCAAAAAGAAGGCCUGUCCAGCCUUGCCGUCGCAAACCAAGCAGCAGGCGGCAAUGCCGUGCUCCAAGGCGGCCUUGGGCCUCCCCUCAUCACCCGCUACACCCGUGAUGCCCUCACCCAGCAAGGUGUGAAAUAUGUUCUCGUCUUCGAAGGCGUAAAUGAUAUUGGGGGUGGAGGAACGGAUAGCGGAUCUCAGCAGCGCAUCGGCGAUGGCUUAAUUAACGCUUAUAAGCAAAUCGUAGCCGACUGCAAAAAGGCUGGUCUCGUGACCAUCGGCGCAACCAUCACGCCGUUUGGUGGCAGUGGGCAAGCGUACUCGAACCCCACACGGGAACAGACGCGGCAGCGCGUGAACAAGUGGAUUUUAGAGAGCCGUACAUUCGAUCAUGUGGUGGACUUUGCGGCUUUUAUCGGGCAGGGAGAUCAUUUGAAAGCGCAGUUUGACGGCGGUGAUCAUCUGCAUCCAAAUGUAGCGGGUUAUCAAGAGCUGGCGAAUAGGUUCCCUGUGGAGAUUUUCAAGAGUUGA